This is a messenger RNA of Closterium sp. NIES-67, 1109 nucleotides long. NCBI's taxonomy places the organism in Eukaryota, Viridiplantae, Streptophyta, Zygnematophyceae, Desmidiales, Closteriaceae. The record is from the annotation of a GenBank genome assembly.
ACCACAGCACAUUUGCGAAACCAGGCCAAGUACUAAAGCUCACUUGUCAGGUCCCGUAAGCAGAUUAAUUCCAGACGAUUAACCACUAAUUGCCCUUGGUCCAGUCACUUCAGCCACAUACUGUCUCUUUCUACUACUCUAGAACCUAGUUCUGCUACAAUGGUUUCCGUCGCCUCGUCAGUCCGCUCGACACUCUUUGGACAGUCCGUUGCUUGCGUGGGGAAAGAGGCUUCCCACGACAGCGCCAGAUUCACAAUGUCGGUUCCUUCCCAGCCGCCUAUCAACCUAUCGCUCUCGGUCCAAGCUCCUCAAAGACUGACCGUCCCCGACGCAUUUCAAGAAAAGCCGCGAGUUUCCACUCCGGCGAAGGCUUCCGCUGCAUCGCUUCGCAACGCAGACGGCUCGAUCGCUAUCAGCGUUCACGCGACGACAAGGGCUACUUUCAGUGCGGAGAAAGCUCGGCUAUUGAGACAGAAGAUGCGGGAGAGUGAGUCGUAUCACGACACCAUGUACCACUCCGGCCUCGCCUCGCGACUUGCCUGAGUUCCGCAGAGAACUCGGCGAUUCCUUAAUGGUUUCUGAUUGACGACGGCUCCAUGAUCCUCAAACGGAACCAGGCGUCCGUCUUCAUUUUUGGCUCCUAUACAUAGUUGCGGGCCGUCAACGUGUGCAACGACUCACGUCGCCCGAAGAUGAUGACUUGCUGUAUAUAUUAACCAGAAUUCUGUUUCGGAUUGACUGGGAAUAAUUGGAUUUUUCCAUUGACUGGGCUUUAUUUUGGCGUUCCUGCAGCCUAGUGCGCAAGCUGAGUUCGACAAGUGAAUGUCUAAAGCCACCAGGUCAGAGCGGGCCUCUUCACUGCGUGUGUCUUUGGGCUAAGCCAUGUUAAUAUGAUGUGGUUUUGGGCUCACGUCCCGACUAGCUUCACGGGCAACUGUGCACCACAACCUCGGUCUUCACCAUUUCGUGCGCCAGCGUUCAGAAAUCCUUUCAGAAAUUCCUCCAGGCUGUGAUAUGGUUUGAAACUGUUGUGACGCCCGUAGGAUUCAGCUGGGCUUUUCGCAGAAAUCAGCCCCUUGAUCGCUCAAGCAAAUCAGGAUCGGUUGAGU